AGUCAAAUUAUUCACUUGCCAAUUUUCAUUUAUAUCUAAAAAUGUUUCAUGUACGCCAUUGUGUGGCAUGUCUACAAUGUAUUUAUGACAUUGAACCUGUCAGUACUCACUUUGUUUUCUAAAAAGAUUCUGUCCUCCACCUGAGGAUUUAACCACCUCAUGUAGAGUUACGUGUAGGGUUGGAGGUUAACUGAGUCAUAUAUAGACAUACGAAAUCACAGCACAGAUAAGGUUGGAACAUGGGUAAAGUGAUCCGCCAGUGUCACGUGUAAAUUGCAUGAAACUGUACUUCUGUGUAAAAAAACUGUCACAGUUGUGUCAGAAGUGCCGUAAAUGGUCCAUCGUGGAAUUUAAAAGGGGAAGUUGAUGGCAUGUUAAAGGCUGCCCCAUUGUCUGCAGCAUCAGUCCAGUGUGGCUCGUUGUGUCUGUCGUCCCACAACAGCGUCAACGCCAUGACCCGUCUGCUGCUCGGCGCCGUGCUGCUGGGGAACCUGGGUGUCUGUGUCGCAGUUCAAGGUCCAGUGAUGCUCACUCCAGCCACCCAUGUGAGGUUUGACUCCGUGGACUAUAAAAACAUGGUGCGCUGGACUCCACCCACCAACGGCAGCUCUCUGCAGUACUACGUCCAGUGGAAGAUUUAUGGCGAGCCUCAGUGGUUGGACGUAGACGGCUGUCAGGGGAUCCAGAAGCACCACUGUGAUCUCAGCGUUGUGACCUCUGACCCCAGAGAGUGGUACUACGCCAGAGUGCACACCGUCUCCCUGCCCUCCAGAAAAUCAGCCUGGGCCCUCUCCCCGAGGUUCAGCCCACGCUGGGACACCAAAAUCAGCUCUCCUGUAUUGAGGGUGAACGUCACGGAGCAAGGGAUUGUGGUCCGUGUGAAGCCCCCCAGGCCGGCUGUCCGGAAGAUGCACAGCAGUCUGCAAUACAAGAUCUACCUCAUACACACCAGUGGAGAGGAGAAGGUGUUUGAGAUGGACUGCUGCUCGGACAAACUAACUCUGAAUGAGCUGAAGCACAAGACGAAAUGCUGCCUCCAAGCCCAGACCAUUAUCCCCCUCCAGGCCAAGAGUAGCGCUCGUAGCUCUGUGAAAUGUUUCACUACGCUGUGAUCACACAGACAAACUCUGGCAAUAUGACGCACUGAAUGACUGGACUUUUCAUCCAUCAGCACAGCUUUAAUUAUCCAUCGCUACCUCGACGGCUGCAGCCAUAAAUAUCCGUGCCAAUAAAAGUGAUGCACUUUCUUCUCAAAAGCAUUAAGGAUCUGACAUGUUGAACUGUGUAGGUAAACUUUCACUUUGAGCGUACAGUACUUAGUAUGAUUUUAGCCUCCAGGACACAGUGUUUCACUCAAGAGCUUUAUCUUUAUUUAUUUUUUUAAAUACAUUUUGUUGGUGAAAGUUAAUUAGAAAUAGUAGUUUGACAAAAUUAACUUAACUCAAGGUCUACUUAGCAGCUUUUUCCCCUCAGUGAAUCACUGAGAAAACUGCCUUCGCUGAUGAUGACGUGAGCUGUGGUUCAGAGCUCCAGAAAAAGCCAGCGAGUGGACCUCGAGUUAACCCACCUGUUGUCCUCGGGUCAAAUUAGAACCAUUUUCAAAAAGUUUCUAAAUCACAAAUUUGGGGUUUCUUUCAAUCA
Molecule: messenger RNA, 1641 nt
Organism: Perca fluviatilis (European perch)
Lineage: Eukaryota; Metazoa; Chordata; Actinopteri; Perciformes; Percidae
Gene: il22ra2
Product: interleukin 22 receptor, alpha 2
Molecular function (GO): protein binding
Source: RefSeq, a predicted model, not a curated record